AUGGGCAACUGUGUCCCUGCGCCCCCCCCGGGCAACCGGAGCUCUCUGGACCUGGAGGAGCUCCUGGGCGGGCUCUCCUACGGCGGUGCCACCAAUGCCACCUACGGGGACUACGGUGACCCCAACGCCACCUACCUGGACUACGGCGGUGCCAGCCCGUGCCGCAGCCGCUUCUGCCCGCUCCUGCAGCGCCUGGCACCUCCCUUCCUGGCCGUGUCCUGCUCGGCGGCCGCGCUGGGCACCGCGGCGCUGCUGCUGGCGCUGCUGAGGUGCCCCCCCCGAGCCUGGCAGCGGCCGCCGGGCCGGGCGCUGGUGGCCCAGCAGGCUCUGGGCACGGCGCUGGUGGUGGCCCCGCUGCCGGCGCUGGCCGCGGGCAUCGCUCGGGGCUGGCACCUCGGCGCGGGGCUGUGCCGCCUCGCCCGCCUGCUCUGGCACUGGGGGGUCUUCGCCCAGGCCCUGCUGUGGCACCGGGGGGUCUGUGGCACAGCGUGCGGGCGGUGGGACCCGCGGUGCGUGGCUGUCACCCCCUGGGCCGUGGCGCUGGCGGCGGCGGUGCCCGCGGCGCUGGCGGGGGGCACCGUGGAGGGCACGGCGUGCGUGGGGCGGGCGGUGGGCGCCCUGCACGCUGCCUACCUGCUGCACGUGGGCACCCUCGUGGCCCUGCUGGUCCUGCUGCCCUUGGCCGCGCUGGCCGGUGGCACUGGUGGCACUGGUGGCGCCGGUGGCACUGCCCGCUGGGUGUUCCUGGCGCUGUGGGCACCGUACGGGGCAGGGCUGGCGGUCGAGCUGCUGCUCCACGCGGGGCCGCUGGUGCCCUCCUGUGCCACCCUCGAGGGUUUUGAUCACCUGCUGGGGGUGAGUGAGGGGCUGGGGGUCCUGCACUGUGCCCUGGCACCGCCCCUGCUGCUGCUGCCCGCCCUGGGCCGGCGCGGAGCGGGCACGGCCGGGGGGUGA
Messenger RNA from Corapipo altera (White-ruffed manakin), 954 nucleotides. It is a transcript of the gene ACKR1, whose product is annotated as atypical chemokine receptor 1 (Duffy blood group). The coding region runs from base 1 to 954 and encodes 317 amino acids. Gene Ontology annotation, cellular component: membrane. Gene Ontology annotation, molecular function: chemokine binding. Gene Ontology annotation, biological process: inflammatory response; chemokine-mediated signaling pathway. The record is from RefSeq and is a predicted model, not a curated record. NCBI's taxonomy places the organism in Eukaryota, Metazoa, Chordata, Aves, Passeriformes, Pipridae. The transcript has 2 exons.